CAGCAGUAUGUUGAGGCAUUGGGGGUUUGCUGUGUUCCUGUUAACCGUCCCAAUAUCUGUCCAACCCAGACCCACUAAUGCUCUCAGCAACAGACAGCGACGUUCAGUCGGUCACGCACAGAUGAUGCAUGACAGAAGUCGAUCCAUGCAUGACCGGAAGAGGCGUAUGUGGAUACAGGAACUGCUUGAGCAGGUGCACACGGCGUGGGACGCCCCCAGUCAGAGCGAAGGAAGUGUCCAGACCCCGCUGUGGCCCACCGCCCACCGGCCCAAACCCAUGGGCAGCACCAAAAACUUCCCCUUGAGCUUUCUAAUGGAGACUACAGGGACGAGAGACGACCUACCGCAGGAGACCAGCAAGACCGUGAGAUACGAGGAGCAGCCGCUGAAAGCUGUGAUGAAGAGAAAGAGGAAGAUGAGUUCGGGAAGAUGGAGAGACCCGGAGAGAAGGAGAGACAGGGGGUGUGGCUUCCGUAUGCAAAUACGGAUUAGGGACCAAUCAAAGAGCCUGGAUAAGAAUGAAGGGGGACGGUCACACUGACAGCGAUUCGAAGUAACUCAGUCUGACAAAAUAGAGCAGGCUUUAUGCAAAUGAACAGUGACAGAAUGUGGUCGCACGAUUUGCGUUUUGAGACUUCAGGCGACCUCCAGUGAUUAAACUGCUGUCAGUGAAUGUACCUUUAAAAUGUAAAGUUUAAAAAAGACUAUUUCAUCAUGGCAUGGGAUAUGAGGACUGUUCUGCAACAAAACAAAAAAAUUGACUAAAUCACAGUUCAUUUUUUGUUCAAACUCUAAUCAAUUCUCCAUUUUAGAGCUUCAUUUGAUAAGUAGAAAGUGCUAUGUAUACAAACUCAUUUGCAUUUGUUAUAAUCAGAAUUCAUUGAUUUUAAAUAUAUUCUUUUAGUCAGACAUUUCAUGUAAUAUUUAAUUUAUUUGAUUGGAAUAUUUAUUCCCUGAAUGUAUCUCAAUGCUGCUGAUUUUGAUGAGAUUUUCAAAUGCACUUUAGAUAGUUAUGCUGGUCUACAUUAAGAGGUUUGGUAUUUUUCUACUUUUUUAAAUUUAUUAUCCUGCU
Messenger RNA from Labeo rohita (rohu), 1072 nucleotides. RefSeq names its product parathyroid hormone-like hormone b (gene pthlhb). Gene Ontology annotation, molecular function: peptide hormone receptor binding; hormone activity. Gene Ontology annotation, cellular component: extracellular region. The record is from RefSeq and is a predicted model, not a curated record. NCBI's taxonomy places the organism in Eukaryota, Metazoa, Chordata, Actinopteri, Cypriniformes, Cyprinidae. Gene Ontology annotation, biological process: osteoblast development; adenylate cyclase-activating G protein-coupled receptor signaling pathway; bone mineralization.